AUGGAAUCGGUAAUUCCACCCGAGACAGAAUGGCAAGACGACGAAUCCGAUCCAGGCCUUGAUGACGACCAGUGCUCGACUAAGUCGAUGACUGCCGACGUUUUGGACUACGAACAUCUACGUGGCAGAAGUUAUCACAGUGAUAUCUUUAGUUCUACUUACUGGGCCCCAAAUGACGAAUUGCAGAGUGAGGCGAUGGGUCUUUGCCACUCCCUGUUUUGCGAGGCUUCUAAUGGAAAGCUCUUCCUCGCCGAGCUUCCAGACAACGCUCAGAAAAUCUUAGAUGUUGGGACUGGGACAGGCGCGUGGGCUAUCGAAGUUGGCGAAACUCAUCCACACGCCCUCGUGGUUGGAAUCGACCUAUCACCGAUUCAGCCUCAAUAUGUUCCGCCGAACGUAGAGUUCCAAAUCGAUGACUUCAACGAACCGUGGACAUUCAAAGACAAUUCUCUCGACUACAUCAACAUGCGGUUCCUGACUGGAUCCGUUCGUGAUUGGGAAUUUUUAGUGGGUGAAGCCUAUCGCUGCCUGAAAGAAGAUGGGAUUCUGGAAAGUUCGGAGCCAUCAUUUCUCAUCGAGAGCGACGACGGCACGGUGGACCAGAGAAGUGCCUGGAAUCAGUGGCACGGAGUCUUCCAAGAAUAUGGGGCCCAGAUUGGACAGACGUUCUCUGUAGUACAAGAGGGCAUACAAAGACGGGCUCUGGAAGAGGCACACUUCAGCGACAUCCAGGAGUUCGACUACAAGGUAUGA
Messenger RNA from Colletotrichum abscissum, 753 nucleotides. RefSeq lists its product as uncharacterized. NCBI's taxonomy places the organism in Eukaryota, Fungi, Ascomycota, Sordariomycetes, Glomerellales, Glomerellaceae. The record is from RefSeq and is a predicted model, not a curated record. Gene Ontology annotation, molecular function: methyltransferase activity. The coding region runs from base 1 to 753 and encodes 250 amino acids. The transcript has 7 exons.